Branchiostoma floridae (Florida lancelet) is the source of this 4954-nucleotide messenger RNA. RefSeq names its product receptor-type tyrosine-protein phosphatase beta-like. Gene Ontology annotation, molecular function: protein binding. The record is from RefSeq and is a predicted model, not a curated record. The transcript has a single exon. Lineage: Eukaryota; Metazoa; Chordata; Leptocardii; Amphioxiformes; Branchiostomatidae. Bases 77 to 3541 code for a protein of 1154 amino acids.
UGCAACAGGUUUGCAUCAAGCACAGGGGCGCGGGUGUUCUGAUGGGUUACACGUUUCCAGAAUUGACACGGGGCGUAUGUACAAGGUAUCAGUCACUGCGAUUAGAGAAGACGAUAGCAGUUUGACCAUCUCUCCACCGGCCUCCAGAACAGUUGUUAGCCAGCCCAAUGGUGUUAAAAUUGUGGAAGAGUCGGUUGACUCUAUACUAGUCAGUUGGUUGGAGGCCAAUGGUUGCAAGGAUAGAUACCACAUUGAGAUACUUGACGCAUACGGCCCUCAUUACCAAGAAGUUGAGGAAGUUGCCUUGCAAAGGGGCGAACGUGAAGCAAAUGACAUACCGUCGUAUAGAUAUGUUUUCAAAAAUCUAACCGCCGGAAAAAGAUACCGUAUCCGUGUCCUAGCUGAGAGUGGGAACGAUACAAGUAAAUGGACCACGACUUUCGGAAGGACAAUACCUCUUCCGCCCGAAGGAAUCGAGAUUGUUACAAAACAAGACACUGACAUCGAAAUCAGAUGGAAACCAGGAAACGGGGAAUAUGACCAACACAAUUUUUUUCUGUAUAGUGAAAGAGUCCCAGAGGGCGUUGUGUCUGACUCCGAAGUCAGUGACAGAGCCACCAACUCACAUUCUGAAACGAAUAUACCUGUGACAGAUAGCGAAGACCGUGAAAGUGCACUCAUUCACAAACAAUGGGCAUGUGUCAUGAGAGAUCAGGAAACAGUACACAUUUUCCGUGGAUUGGAACAUGGUCGCAUGUACAUGAUAAGAAUAACCACGAAGAGUGAAGACAAAGAAAGUGACCCAGAAGAAGUUAAGAUCAGGACAACUGUGGAUACCCCGAAGGACCUGAGAGAAACCUAUCACGACGAAACGUGCAUUGCCGUUGAAUGGAAUCACGCCAGGGGAGUAAAAGAUAAAUACUUAGUUCAAGUAGCAUCAAGCAACUUCAUCAUUAAUUCCGAAUAUAUUGCGGCUGAUGACCGUCUCGAAUGUACGUUUGAUGGGCUAUAUCCUGGUCGUCUAUAUGCAGUUUCAGUACAAGCAUGUUGCGGCGAGAGUUCGAGUAAACCCAUCGAAAGGUAUAUGAGGACAACGGCAAUACCACCACAAAAAAUCUCCAUAGACGAAGUGAAAGAAAGGAUGAUAACAGUAACGUGGCCUGAAGCAUGGUGUGACAAAGACCACUACAGAGUAACGCUUAUCCCUGAAGGUGAUGGAGGUCAGGGAGAAAUACAAGACAGGGAAGUGAGUUGCGAUAUCCAGAGAAAGUACAGUUUUAGGAACCUUGUUCCUGGGCAGCUGUACAAUAUUUUUAUCCGCACUUUAAGUGGUCGGAAAGAAAGCGAGUCCAGGCCAAUCGAUAUUCAAAGACGAACUCUAGUAGCAAAAGCCAAUAAUCUUAAAGUUUCUGAUGUUGACUACAAAAGUUUCACUGUUGAAUGGGAACAAGCCGAUGGUGUCCAAAAUGGUUACAGAAUAAACUUAAACCAUAACGGCCAACAGCAGCGGUCUAAGUAUGUUGACGCAAGUGACGCUGUCCCUUUCAAUGUUGUCUUUGAUAACCUGACUGAAGGGAGAUUAUACACAAUACAUGUCAUCACGAUUAGCGGAGAAGAAACAGCUACAGCUGAGAUUUCCCAAAGGACCAAAGUGUGCCCACCCUCCAAAGUGCAGGUCAUCAGACAGAACACAGUACCUUCUAGUCAAGAGGAUGUAACAGUUUCGUGGAGCCGACCCAGCGGGGAUCUGAGUGGUUAUCAGUUAGAUAUAUUCGAUUGCAAGAACAAUGUUCAGCUGGACAAGUCAGUGUGUACCAAACAUAUUCGAUAUACAUUCCAAGGUCUUGUUGCCGGGAGAAAGUACAGAAUAGAUUCAAGGACAAUCAGCGGAGAAAAGGACAGUGAUCUAUGUAGCAUUUAUGAGCGGACAGUUCCCCGACCCCCAGAUGACGUACAAAUACCAGAACAAGACGUUUCCUUAAAUAGCUUAAAGGUUACCUGGAAGCCACCAAGAGAUAGUGACGAAGAAUGCUAUCUUUUGAGUAUUCAUAACACCAAGGGACUUGAAAAACAGGAGGUCGAAAUACCUAAAGAACUAAAUAAAAAUGGAACACUUUCAUCAAAAAGGUCAACUUCCAACGUGGAUUUAUGUGACACGCUAGAACAUAUUUUCAAAAACUUGACUGCGGGAACAGAAUACAGGUUGUCAGUGUUAUCAGUAAGUGCAAAAGGUAGCACAAGUAUGCCUAAUGGAGAAAGAAAGAGCAUACAAAUCGAAAAGCAACAAAUGACACUUGUUGCUAAACCCAUCCUUCAUAUAGAUGAGAAAGACCCAGAUCAGAUACAGAAAAAAGCACUUCUCCUAACCUGGAUACCUGGAGAAGGGAAAACUGAUGCAUACUGUAUCAGGAUUUCACCCUUUGACAGGAGCAAAAGCGCUAAGACCUUGCUUGUUGACGAAGUCGAAUCCUUUUGUACAAAUUCAACAUGUAUACACAGAGACGAAGACCAAAGACCUGACGACAGACUUUCGACAGGGGCGGACGCAGAGCGCCACUAUCACCACAAAGUCGAUGACCUAGGGUGUUUAACAGAAUACGAAGUCACAAUGGCAGCGAGGAGUUACAAAGAAAAACGAAAUGCCGAUGGUACCCCAAAAUUUGAACAAUCAAACGAGAAAGCACAUUGGAUUACCUUCACGAAACCAGAUCCACCACAAAGAGAGAGAAUAUACUGCGGAAAUGAGAGUUUCGACUCUUUUAUGUUAUACUGGCAGCCACCAAGAGACCCUGAAUCUCGGAGAACUACACACAACUAUAAAAUCAGAUACCAGAAUAUUUCUAAAGACAUGCCAGCCACUGAUUUGUAUUCACAAGGCAAUACCCAUGUGAAGAUUGAGAAUACAGUGACCAAUGCCAAGUACAGAAUAGAGAUUGCGUCGAUAACGAAAGUAACAAACCACGACAAGAUUGAAAGUGAGAUAGAGAGUGAAUUUGUUGAAAUGACGUAUAGAACCCAGUCCCGGAUGAAAAAAUUCGCUAGGUACGUUGCCGCCGGCUUAAUUCAGGUUUCAGUCAUUGCAAUCGUCUUUGCUAACUUCUCAACCUUUUUUGGUAUAUAUUGUGGUAAUUGUAAUUGUUUUGGUACAGACGACUCUAAUAGUCGAAGUGUAGACGAGUACCCAACUAUAGCAACUAACUCAACGCCUACAGCAGGGACGGAGACGCUGGCUCCAAGUACUCAAAGCUGCCUUUUUGAAAAAGCAUGGACUCCGUUUCUAAGUUUCGUUGCAAUGCUUUUCAUCUGGGUUAUAGUCACUGUAUUCACCAUCGUAUGCUUGGUCUUCUUGUACAAGUUGAAAGUAAGGGUAAAGACCUUUAAAAGCGACGAGGAGGCAAGAGUCGAAGGUGUGCAAAGAACCUUUGUUAAGGCAAGGGAAAUACCAAGUGAUUUUAGCAUUGAAGAAAUAGAUAACACCAUAGGUGACACACUGGAGGAGGACAGCAGUGAAAUUACCCAACUCCUGCCUGGCAAUGGCUAGCUCAUUUCGUCGGGGUAGCCUAUGGAUCUGAGAUAGUUCAAGACAAUGAGAUUGAAUUGGUGAAUGCACUACAUUUGAGUUGUUUCGUCUGUUUCCAGAAACAGACUCCUGGAUCUUUGUAAGCUCUGCCUGUUUUCCUUAAAAAUGUCCAGCCUAACAUUACUCAUUAAUGACCUGCCUCAAUGUGUAUAUGGCCAAUAUGGUGACAUUUUAUUAGGCAUGGUCAUUUGGUCUUGAACCACUGAAUAAAACCACCAAUUGAGCGCAUUGAACGAUGUGGUUUGAUGAAGUGCGCUUUACACACCAAAUGACCAGGCCUGUAUCGAGAAACAAACGAGUCCUGAACGUCAUUACCAUAUAGCCUAUCCUAUCUGACGCGCCCAACAGCUGCUUUUCAGUCGUUGAGUUUAUUAAUAAAUUUGACUUCUCAUGAAAUCAUUUCAUUUUGUUAUUCAUGUUCAGAAAAUUUUGCAAUUGGUUUGUCAAGACGCCCAAAUAGUGCUGGGACAAACUUUGAAACGUGCUACAAAUGUUUAAUGAAACGGCUCACCUCCCCUAUAUAAUUCUGAUAUCUAACUACUUGAUCAUGAGAAUUAACAUUCUCCACUGGUGACACAUCUAUCGGUGUCAUAUGUUUUAAACCACUAUGAAGGGGGGGGGGGCGCUCUGAUGGUUUAAUGUCAUCUGGCUAUAUGAUAAUACCGUUUAGAGAAUCGUUUUGUUCUGUAAUGUCUAUGACUAAUUAGUGAAUAUACAUAACGUUACUGUUGAAAACAUUUGAUAUAUAAGCCAAACUUUUCCCACGUGUUAUGAAUGAAUUAUCUUAAAAUUGUUGGUACUUGGUACUUAUGUUGUAUGUAUACAUAGUGCGCAGUGUGACAGUUCACCUUGACAUAAUGUACAGCAUGAUCACCUAUUCUUACACGAAAGAUAUGUACUUUUCUCUAGAUUAUAUUUGACUUUGUGGAUAAUACUUCACAUCCAAUGUCAUCUAAUUUAAUGAAGUUUGCAUCUCCUCUUUGCUAGUGUAUUACUAGUAUCUAAUUCUAUCUCUUCAAAUAUAUAGUUUUGCUGUUUAAAACUAGUGUAUAUCAUUUUUCUUUUCAUUCAUCUUUUGUUGUGUUGAAAAUCUUCAACUUUUCACAACCUAACUUUUACAAGUUAUUUUCAAGCAAGUUAGUACGAUAGUGUAUAUGUACAUAUAAGCUACUAGUAAAAGUUGUUGCUUGAACAUCAAACACCUCUUAGUCAUAUUACAACCAUUACAAGGAGAAACAAGAGUGUUCGGAUAUCUUUAUUCUAUCAUCACAAAUGGAAGCAUUUGUACAGCUUGUCAUUUAUCUUGGAAUAGUUAAGAGACAACUCAUGGCUUACGUGUAUUAUAGACUGAUCUCCCAGAAGAUCUUUCGGUGA